GAAAAUGCAUUGACGCGCGAGGCACUGUAUUUCCGGUAGCGGAAAAUUCAGCUUGCUAUAGUUAGGAGAGAAUCAUGCAGCACAGGCGUGUUUUUCUCUCUCAGGCAAUUUACUCCGCAAAUAAUUCAAGACAGAAACUUGAUUUGAAGUAAUGGCAAUCAUGACUGAUUCGAGAGGAAGACUGGCACUGAUCAUAUUAAUCUCUGCUGUCUUCCCUAUAUCAUUCAUAAGUUAUUUAUCGCUGCAACAAUUUGAAAACAUUGAGUGGUCAAAGGAGCGUCGGCUAAAUGCGUCAGAAUUUGAUGAUGAAUCAGAAUAUCGACGUACGAGACGAGCUGUGGACUCUUUGAAUCAAUUCGUUCGACAGAUGCAGCUCUCCAAGAACUGUUGCGUUGUGCCGCAAAUCGUGCCCAAGACCAGUUUGGACGCAUGUGUCGGAUCUGACGCGUACACGGACAGUGCGCUGCAGGCGAGGCAAAUUGACCAAGGCGUUGGUCUCUUUGGGGCACUCCAGAGGCUUUUCGGCGGACGGCGAAGUAGGCGUUCUCUGCAAACAUUUGGCGUGCAGGCGAUGUGCUAUACCGAUUGUGUUUUCCGAAAGCUAAACCUAGUUAAUGAUAAUGGAACCCUGUUGUUUGACGAGGCAAAUAGGAUUUUCAUGAACGAACUGGUGAAUGUGAAGUUGAAAGCGGCAGAGUGGCAGAACGUAACCUAUGACGCUUUUGUCAAGUGCUUGGAUCCAGCCUCGAAGGGCACUCCGUUGCAAAUUGUUACUGGGAGUGGACGGAUUUGCUUUUCGCGGCCUAUCAUUUUAAUGACGUGCGUCAAGCGCUUGAUGGCAAAAAAAUGCACUGAAAUUUAUACGAAUCAGAAAUGCAGCUAUGCGGUUCAAACUAUUCAAGUUUUUCGCUUUGGAUGAUAACAAGUUUUUCAGAUAUAUCUUGUAAUUUUUGCACUAACAACACUGUUAAUUAAUACAAUUUCAUUUUCAAUACGAAAUUGUGUUUUUACCCAUGAAUUUCUUUUAAUUUGGACGAUAAAAAAAUUGGCAUUGGUUAACAAUUCGUUCUAGAAAACGUCAACAAAAGAGCUUUUCUGUCCCUGACACCAAAAAAUUUCCAAUACCCGGGCCUUGACUUAAAUAUAUAUAUAUAUAUAGUCUGGAAUAUUCACCUAACCUUCAGAGCCGAUGCCUUCCUGCCCGUGGUGCAGGCGGAACAGAAAAAUUCAAUCACUGCGCAACUGACCGCCGCCGCGUAUCAUUCAGAGUUUGAAAUGCGUGUUUCUCUACAAAACUUAACUCCGAUAAUUUUAAUCGCACAAUGUGCGAAAGCAACUUUCAUUGACGAUAUGUUCAAAAUAUUUGACUCGGGAGACCCCGAAAUUGAGCGAAUGCUAGACGAAGAAGAAAAGAGUCACCAUCGACACAAGCGGCAAGAAGUGACUGCAAUACCGACUGUACCAACUGCGCCUUUAUUUGGGUACACCUGUCCCACUGAGCUCUAUCGA
Molecule: messenger RNA, 1509 nt
Organism: Cloeon dipterum
Lineage: Eukaryota; Metazoa; Arthropoda; Insecta; Ephemeroptera; Baetidae
Exons: 11
Coding region: 152-919 (255 amino acids)
Molecular function (GO): odorant binding
Source: RefSeq, a predicted model, not a curated record